This is a messenger RNA of Nylanderia fulva, 1613 nucleotides long. RefSeq names its product alanine--glyoxylate aminotransferase 2-like. Gene Ontology annotation, molecular function: transaminase activity; pyridoxal phosphate binding. Gene Ontology annotation, cellular component: mitochondrion. Lineage: Eukaryota; Metazoa; Arthropoda; Insecta; Hymenoptera; Formicidae. The record is from RefSeq and is a predicted model, not a curated record.
CGUCACUACUAUAGGGUCGCGGCACUGCUUUCGGCUGCACUCGCAGUAAUCACAGCGACUGUGACGUCGGACCACGAAUUCAGCAUCUGAGGAAUUUGGGGCGUAAAAUUCUACUAUGGAGUCAUUAGAACAAAUGCCAAAAUCCGAUACUAUAAGGCUUCGCGAUCGUCAUAUCGGACAAUCGUGUAAGCUAUUCUACAACUCGAAUCCAUUAAAAAUCGUAAAGGCCGAAGGACAAUACAUGUACGAUGAAAGGGGCAAUCGAUACUUGGACUGCAUAAAUAACGUCGCGCAUGUUGGCCACUGCCAUCCGGACGUCGUACGAGCCGGGCAGGAACAAAUGGCCCUGCUGUACACAAACAAUCGUUUCCUUCACGACAACCUGGUGAUAUGCGCGAGCCGAUUGGCUUCACUCUUACCGGAACCUUUGUCCGUUUGCUUCCUGGUGAAUUCCGGGAGCGAGGCUAACGAUCUCGCUCUCCGUCUCGCUCGGACGCACACGAAGUGCAAGGAUGUCAUUACGUUGGACCAUGCUUAUCAUGGACAUCUCACCACAAUAAUCGAUAUUUCACCGUACAAAUUCAACAAGCCUAGCGGCACCGGCAAAAAAGAUUGGGUGCACGUGGCUCCCUGUCCGGAUGUGUACCGCGGAAAAUAUCGUUCCAUUGAUUACGUCGACGAAGAUCUCGGCGUUAAAUACGCCGAGGAUGUAAAGCAAAUUUGCGAUGACGUCAAAGCCAAAGGACGCGGAGUUUGCGCUUACAUCGCGGAAAGUCUCAUGUCAGUCGGUGGACAGAUUUUACCGCCACAUAAUUAUUUCCGGAAUGUAUAUAAGCACGUACGUGAAGCAGGAGGUGUCUGCAUCGCGGAUGAGGUUCAAGUCGGUUUCGGAAGAGUCGGCACUCACAUGUGGGCAUUUCAAUUAUAUGGCGAGGACGUUGUUCCAGAUAUAGUGACGUUGGGCAAGCCCAUGGGUAAUGGUCAUCCUGUCGCGGCUGUCAUUACUACGCCUGAAAUCGCGCGCAGCUUCCGCGACACAGGAAUCGAAUACUUUAACACGUACGGCGGUAAUCCCGUAUCCUGCGCGAUGGCGAACGCGGUGAUGGAGGUGAUGGAACGCGAGAAUCUUCAGGAAAACGCUUUGAAAGUAGGCAAUCAUCUGAUUGCGGAGUUGGAGAAAGUAGCAAAGCGACGGAAGAUCAUCGGCGAUGUGCGCGGGGUUGGACUAUUUGUAGGAAUUGAGUUAGUUCGCGACAGAAUUAAGAGGAUACCGGCGACGGCUGAGGCGAAGCACGUUGUAUCCAGGAUGAAGGAGAAGAAGAUCCUCAUCAGUAGCGACGGACCUGAUAACAAUGUUCUGAAACUGAAGCCACCGAUGGUCUUCUCUAUUGAAAAUGUUAACCAUUUCGUAUCCGUUUUCGACGAAGUACUCGAAGAAGUCGACAUCGAUUUCAACGAGGAGCCGGAAAUCACUACAACUAUUAUCAAAGCAACGAUCUCCUCUAUAGAAGUCAAUAGAAACACUUCCGCAGUGAACAACGGAAAUUCACUAUUCGUUCGCGCUAAUUAAUAAUAUAAUUUGUAAAUAUUACAAAUACUAAAUUUUUAGUAAU